CGGGCUUGAUGCGCUAAAUAUCAAAAACAAAAACGCCCUGUCGUAUCUGGCUUUUGCAAAUUGAGCCAACACUCUUUGCUAUACUUAAAUGCCAACACUCUUUGCUUAUUUAUAAUUUACUCUUUGAUGUAACUAAAUUAUCUUGAUUUUCUUUUAAGAAAUGAUCAAAUUAAAGGGUAUUGAUAAAGGCUAAUCUCAGUACUUCUCUACCUUGCCUCCAAAGACAAUCUUUCUUCAAACUUGAAGUGCAAUCCAAGAAGAAAACCCAAAUUCCAGGUUCCCAAGCUACAAAUAGCCAUCCAUAGCUCCCAUUUUCCCCCAUUGCAGACCAAAUGAAGCAGCUCAGUCUGUCCGCCACAUCUCUUCUCACCCUUCUGACAUGGCAUUUUAUGUUGUCUGGCCAUGCAGGACAAGCAUGCACAUUCCUCAUCCACAACAAAUGCCCAUUCCCCAUAUGGCCUGCCACAGCCUCGAAUGCAGGCCAUCCGGUUAUAGCUGAUGGUGGUUUCUACCUUCCUUCAGGCCAGACACGGCGAGUUACAGCCCCAGACACGUGGAAUGGCCGGAUCUGGGCGAGAACUGGCUGCAACUUCGCGUCGUCCUCUAAGCCUGCCUGCCAAACUGGUGACUGCGAGGGACGACUUGCCUGUAGUGGAAGCAUAGGCCUCCCCCCAGCUACACUAGUUGAGGUGUCUCUGCAGCCAGAUAAGAGCAAACCCAGUUUCUACGAUGUCAGCUUGGUUGAUGGGUAUAACCUCCCUGUCUCUGUUUCUGCAAAGCCCUUUGCAUCCAAUUGCUCCAUUACAGGAUGCUUGAAAAACCUAAACAGCCUCUGCCCAUCAGAGCUUCAGGUGUUGAAUGCCUCUGGACAGGUUGUGGCGUGCAAAAGCGCAUGCUUGGCUUUCGAUCUGGAUGUGUUUUGUUGCAGAAAUGCUUAUGGGAGCCCUGAAAAGUGCAAAAGCAACAUGUACUCUGACAUGUUCAAGGAUGCUUGUCCUUCAUAUUUUAGUUAUGCUUUUGAUACACCCCCACCCUUGGUACGCUGCACUUCUCAGGUGUAUGUAAUAACUUUCUGCCCCUCCAGGUGGGGUGAUCACAUGCCCAUAUAGAUGGCUGCAUUGUAUUGAAAGCCGCUUUGAACUUCAAAGUAUCAGUCUUAAAUAUUGAUUUUUAAUGCUUGGGUUUGUUUUUUUUUUUUCUAUGUAGCAAUUAAUCUCUUCUCUUUC
Messenger RNA from Nelumbo nucifera (sacred lotus), 1226 nucleotides. Its product is annotated as Pathogenesis-related thaumatin superfamily protein. The record is from RefSeq and is a predicted model, not a curated record. NCBI's taxonomy places the organism in Eukaryota, Viridiplantae, Streptophyta, Magnoliopsida, Proteales, Nelumbonaceae.